Messenger RNA from Blastomyces gilchristii SLH14081, 2364 nucleotides. RefSeq names its product 4-hydroxyphenylpyruvate dioxygenase 1. Gene Ontology annotation, biological process: L-tyrosine catabolic process. Gene Ontology annotation, molecular function: 4-hydroxyphenylpyruvate dioxygenase activity. Lineage: Eukaryota; Fungi; Ascomycota; Eurotiomycetes; Onygenales; Ajellomycetaceae. The record is from RefSeq and is a predicted model, not a curated record. The transcript has 4 exons. The coding region runs from base 572 to 1642 and encodes 356 amino acids.
GUGCGCAGUCCUCCGCCCCGACAGUAGCCGGGCGAUUGCCACGCUCGCCGAAAGUAGCCAAAAGUGCCUCAGCAGCGGUGAUGGGUAAUGCUAUGGGCACCAGCAACCCUGGAAACACAGCAAAGCACCCCGGAACCACGGGGCAUGGCCCUUAUCUUAUCGGCUAGUUACAUGGCAUAUUUCGCCGGGGACCCGCGGCUGCCACUGCCGGCAGACCGUUUGCCCAGCGUGGAUAUCAGAACAGGCUAGAUGGAUGUGUAUAUAUAUCGCUGGGGAUAGCUAGCUUGUUCUCGUCUCCAUCACAGAUCGAAAUUCCUUUUUAAAAAAAACACAGCACGAGUUGACACUGUGUCACGGUGUCACAGUGAAACACAUAGCACACACUUAAAAAACACUCCAGAACGGGAUUUAUACAUAUAUAUAUUUACGUAGACAUGGCUCCCGCUGCUAUUUCCCCACCCGGCAGUCCACGCCGACAAACCAACGUGAUCUGUCCAGCUACAAGGGCUACGACCAUGUCCACUGGUACGUGGGCAAUGCAAAACAGGCCGCCGCCUACUACACAGCCCGCAUGGGCUUCGAGAAAAUCGCAUACCGAGGCCUGGAGACCGGAUCCAGGGUCGUCGCCUCGCACGUCGUCGGCAACGGCGAUAUUACCUUCGUCCUGACCUCGCCCCUGCGAUCACUAGACCACCUCUCUCAGUUCAACGACGAGGAGCAGGCGCUGCUAAAGGAGAUCCAUACGCAUCUGGAAAAGCACGGCGAUGGCGUGAAGGACGUUGCGUUCGAGGUCGAUGAUGUUCAGGCUGUUUUCAACGCCGCGGUGCGGAAUGGGGCCACGGUUGUGUCGGGCAUUAAGAUGCUGGAGGAUAAACAGGGGGUGGUCAAAGUGGCUACCAUACAGACAUACGGCGAGACGACGCAUACUUUGGUCGAACGGGCGGGAUAUUCCGGCGUUUUCUUGCCCGGUUAUCGAGAGGAGACGGCCAAGGAUCCCCUUUCAAGACAUCUACCGCCAGUCCCGCUGCUGCAUGUUGAUCAUUGCGUUGGCAACCAGGAUUGGGAUGAGAUGGACAGAGUUUGCGAAUAUUAUGAGAAAGCCCUAGGCUUCCACCGAUUCUGGUCCGUCGAUGAUAAGGAUAUCUGCACCGAAUUCUCCGCCUUAAAAUCUGUCGUCAUGGCCUCGCCCAACGAGCGUGUAAAAAUGCCCAUAAACGAGCCCGCAAGGGGCAAGAAACAAUCCCAGAUCGAAGAAUACAUCAACUUCUACAACGGUGCUGGCGUCCAACACAUCGCGCUCCGAUCGGACGAUAUCAUCCGCGACAUCACAAACCUGAAAGCGCGCGGUGUCGAGUUCAUUAAAGUUCCCGAGACAUACUAUCAGGAUAUGAAGGUGCGGUUGGAGCGGGGCGGGAUGAAGUUGAAGGAGGACUUUGAGGCUUUGAAGAGUUUGGAUAUUCUCAUUGAUUUUGAUGAGGGCGGGUAUUUGUUGCAGCUGUUCACCAAGCACCUCAUGGACCGUCCCACCGUCUUCAUUGAAAUCAUCCAACGCCACAACUUCUCUGGCUUUGGCGCGGGGAAUUUCAAAUCCCUCUUCGAGGCCAUCGAGCGCGAGCAGGCGCUGCGUGGUAAUCUGAUUUAGAGAAGCAAAAACACGCGACACGACACUAUAGAUGACGUCAAUUUUGUUAUUCUCUGCGCAUUUUUGGUUGGUUUUUCUUUAUAAUCGCAUCAUUUGUGCUGUAUAUCAUGCGAAUUCUGCUGAAUGAUUUGUUCUUUCUUUCUUUAUUUUCGACAAUUUUGUGGCGGCAUAUGACGUAUGGUUUUUGAUCGUCCAGCCAGCUCUUCGUUUGGAUAUAUCAGGCGGUAGAUGUAUAUAUAAUGGGUGGAUUGCCAGAAAGAACUGCUGUUGUUGAGAGAGGAAACGGUAAGGACCGAAUGACUACUAGAAGCAGUUGGUACCGGGCCGAGGAUGUUGAGUUCUUGCCUUAAUCAGUGUACUACAGUAAAACAACAUAGUCACCAUUAUCAAAUUUUUUAUCACAGCCAGGUCUGGCAUUCUUGUCAUCACUUGCCGCUGGAGCGUGCUUCCUCCCCGUUCUAUUUCCGAGGCGUAAGUAGGCCGAGUAGUACUGCAACCUGAUGAUGGAUCCAGUGGUGUCACGCUUAAGGGGCUACGUUCGUUCUACCGCCCUUCCGGGUUGUAGCGGUGAGGUUGUGUUAUGUAUUUCCCGAACUACCGCGGUCAAAACCCAUUUCUCAACCAUGCGUGCUCUUCGGCCGUAGCGGAUUACGGCAUAUUCGACUCUCACUAAGCCCGAGAGUCGACGAGUUAGCUAGCUCGGAGGAACUUGUUAUAUCCGG